This is a messenger RNA of Puntigrus tetrazona (Sumatra barb), 1777 nucleotides long. It is a transcript of the gene dhrs12la, whose product is annotated as dehydrogenase/reductase 12-like a. The record is from RefSeq and is a predicted model, not a curated record. The coding region runs from base 87 to 1049 and encodes 320 amino acids. Lineage: Eukaryota; Metazoa; Chordata; Actinopteri; Cypriniformes; Cyprinidae. The transcript has 10 exons.
ACUCAUGUGACCCCGGUGCCGGUUAAAAGCGCCGGCGAGCAUCCGCGAGCACAGCGGGCGACCUGAGCGACAGCGCGGGUGUGAGAAUGUCUCUGUACCGGAACUCAGCAUGGUUCCUGAAAGGACUCACCGAAUUCACCAAGGGGGCAUUUCUGUCGGUGUCUAAAAACUUUGUUGAGAAGGACCUGGAGACGUCAAUGGCGGGCCGAUCCUUCAUGAUCACUGGAGCGAACAGCGGGAUCGGGAAAGCCACGGCCAUGGCCGUCGCCAAGAAAGGUGGUACCAUCCACAUGGUCUGCAGGAACAAGGACAAGGCAGAAGAAGCCAGAGCAGAGAUCGUCAAGGAGUCUGGAAACAAGGAAAUCUAUGUGCAUAUUUUGGAUCUUACCGAGACCAAGAAGGUGUGGGAGUUUGAGGAGUCUUUCAAGAAAAAGUACAAAACCCUCAACGUCCUGAUCAAUAACGCCGGUUGCAUGAUGACUAAGAGGGAGGUGAACGGCGAGGGUUUGGAGAAAAGCUUUGCAAGCAACUCCCUGGCCGUGUACAUCCUCAUCAAGAGCCUCAUUCCUCUGCUGGAGAAGAGCCCUGACCCCAGAGUGAUCACAGUGUCAUCCGGAGGGAUGCUGGUGCAGAAACUGAGAACAGGAAACCUGCAGUCUCAGAGGGGCAGAUAUGACGGCACUAUGGUGUAUGCACAGAACAAGAGGCAGCAGGUGGUGAUGACGGAGCAGUUUGCUAAAGCUCACCCCAGCAUCCACUUCUCCGUGAUGCACCCCGGCUGGGUCGACACGCCGACCAUUGCGAAUGCGAUGCCUGAUUUCCACAGCUCCAUGAAGGAGCGCUUGCGGACACCGGAGCAAGGGGCCGAUACGGUCGUGUGGCUCGCUGUGUCCGAGGCGGCUGUCAAGAAUCCCAGCGGCCGUUUUUUUCAGGAUCGGCAGGUGGCGUCGGCUCAUCUUCCCUUGGCCUGGACGCACAGUUCACAGCUGGAAGACCAGAAAUUCAUGAGCGUCAUGGAGGAUCUGGCCAAAAGCUUCCAGCCUCACUAAAGAAACUCGCCUGAAACGCAGCUGCAUCACAGACGGCGAACACCAACUAAUAGACGAGAUUUUUAACAUUUUAGACACUCACCCAUAAAGCCGUGUGAAUGUACUCACAGUGUCUCACAGAUUUUUUUUUAGCCGUAGAUUAAACGUCCUCCAGAACUCUGAAAGCUUGAAGGUGUGAACGACCGCUCAAUAAACGAUCGAAUAUGUUUAAGUCUGUUAUCUCGACGACUACUUCCUGUCCUGCUUCCUUGUACGUUUCAGUUCUCCCCUGUCAUAGGUCACGCCAAACGCAGGAAUGGCUCCUUUUUCCCCCGACAGCUCGUUCUGACACCAUGUGAUCAAUCUCAGCCAAUCACAGUGUGACCUCACUCUCACUGUGUCGGUGACUCCAGCGAAUCAGGUCAAUCAGGUGGGAACCCGUACUGACCGGAGUCACCCCAGCUGUCAAUCACUCACUCAACCAAUCACCUGGUGCAGCACAAAAAAAUGGCUGAAAAGGACACUUCCUGCUUUUGGAGGCCUGUGAUUGGACGUUUCUUUGGUUCGAUAGUGUCACCUGAUGUUCCAGAGAACGAGGAAGUGAUGCAGAGUUGUUGUUUUUUUUAAUCAGUAUUUGUUCUCAUAGUAACAUUUUAUUACAUUUCUACAUACAUAGAUUGGGUUAAUUAUUAAUUAUGACUGUACUUUAACAAAUCUUUGACAAACAUUAAUAAAUGACUUUGAAGGUG